Molecule: messenger RNA, 7637 nt
Organism: Caenorhabditis sp. 36 PRJEB53466
Lineage: Eukaryota; Metazoa; Nematoda; Chromadorea; Rhabditida; Rhabditidae
Source: the annotation of a GenBank genome assembly
AUGCUCUCUUCGACUGGAAGGAGCUUCACUCCUCUCGACGGAUCAAAUGGGACCAGUUCGCGAAGAAAUCCCUUCGUUCAGGUCACUCCCACUGGUACCUCAUCCCUCUCUUCUUUCCCCAAUUCGUCUCUGCUUUCAGAUUCCACGACCAACUCGCCGGACCGUCCAUCACUCAACUCCACGCCUAUUUCUUCUCGUGUUCGGGGCGAGAAGCUCGUCAACUACAUGGAGCGCUCGCCGCCCUCUUCUUCGGUGGCAAUCGUACCGGGGUAAGCAGAUUAGUCCGAGUGCUCUUUGCGCCAUUUCACCGCUCAUUGCUGCCUUCUUCUCCCUUACUCGUCAUCAUCGAAAUUAAAAGAGUCGCCGAAGGGCAUCACGACUACUCUUCAUUUUUUGUGCCCUCGCAAGUCAUGCAUCUCUCUCUCUUUUUCUCUCUCUCUCUCUCUCUCUCUCUCUCUCUCUCUCUCUCUAUCAAUGACCAGUUAUGUUGCCCGAAAAGCUUCGAAGGAUGAGCUCUUUCGCUGAUUAACUUUACAAAAUGGAACUUUUCUUCCGAAGAUCAAAUUAGUGUUCCCAGUUGUCUCACUGGUUUAUUUUGACGUAGAGUUAGAAUAAUUCCCUCUGACCGACACAGUCAUGACGACUUUCUGAAGGAAUCCAGGAGAGUUACUCUCUCACCUGGUGGAUUAGAUAUCCGGCCCGAUAUUAUGUUAGCCAUUUGUAUUCGGUGUUUUGUUCUCCUUCAGACAGCAAAAAUCAGCUAACUAACAGAAAAUGAUAACCUAGUUUGUUUCAUUGGUCUGUUCGGCUACAAAUGGAUAAUCUUCCAAGUGAUUCUUUUCUCCCGUUUUCUAUGACGUGGCAGUGUGUUCUACGUCCGAAAAACCUCGUUCCGAGACACGGAACUGCCCAGGAAGUGAGCUCGAAGACCACCACAAAAAGAGUCGUUCUAAUCCAUUUUCUCAUCAAUACACUGGCUCCUAGGUAACGGCGACCACAAUCUUUUGUAUUCACACUCUGACAAUUGAAUUCGCAUUGCCUGUCAGCCGCACCACCUUUUCCUUCUUCUUCUCCUUCUCCUUCUUCUUUUUCGCACUAAUUUAAUAUUUCGCGAGUUUUUUGUGCUCGGCUGCCACGCCAACCGACUUCAAUAAUCCCAAGCUCUCGCGCGGAUUAGCGAAGUCCAUCGCCUAUCAGCCGACCGGAUAUCAACGCUCUCCCAUUCUUUGCAAUGUCUCAUCUGGGGCCAUGCGUCGCAAUUUCCGGCUGACGGUGCUGCUGGAGGUUUCAAAGCGAAACAAAUCUAAAUAUUGAGCUCAUCGCUCUAUUUUUGCUCCAAGUGUGACUGACUUUCUGAUUCGCUUCGAAAGGGUGAUAGCUCCCCCGUGCCCCCCCCCCACCCAAUUCUCUUCUCGAUUAUACAUGUUCCGAUCCAACUUACCUCUUCAUUCUCUCUUCCUAUCUUUUAACUUUUUUGUGCUCCUCUACCAACUGUCGCCCCACUCAUCUCGUUACUCAGUGCCAGAGACCGCGUGAAACCGAGCUACGCAGAGCCGAAUAACACGUCUUUGUCUCUCGGGCUCUGAUACUCUCUCGUAUAUCUAAUUUAUUGUCAAUGAAUUAUGAGUCGGGGCGAGUUGUGAAUUGGCUUGAGAAGCACACGCAAAAAAGUCGGUAGGAUGGAGAGAAGGAGAGGAAAUCGAAUGGACUGGUAGGAAUACGGUAGCCCAAACUGAAUAAGUGCAAUUGUUAACAAAAUGCAACUUCAAGAAAAAACACACUAUUUAAGUAAGGAAAGCGAAAGAAUAUGCACAACUUUUCAAUUAGAAGACUUUCUGUGCCAUUUCGGGAGAAGCUCUACACUAGAAGCCUGCGACUUGUUCCAAUCUCCCAUCAAUGGGGAUCACGUCAUCUCAGCGAUCCUUUUGUUCUCGAACUCAUUCCUGUUUUCCGAGUAUUUUAUACCACCUGCAGGUCGUUUUUCUUCGGAAGUGACACGAAAACAUCUCAUAUUCAAUGUCAGCACGGGAAUUUUUCCAGUGACCUACAGACAUUUUUGAGAGUUUCUUGUUGCUCUUUGUUUGCUUUGAUCAUAAUGAACGCAUUCACUAUGACAAUGAAUAAGAUGAAUCAGUAUUUCUCCGGCGGCGCGCAUCUAAAGUUCCUGGAACGCUGCAUCUGAGUCUUCGUGGACGACCGGCUGCCGUUCGGCCAUGUUUUGGUACCAAAGUGAACCGAACUUUUUUGCAAUUUAAAAAAAAGCUCAUUUAAUUUAGAAGAAAAGUGCGCGGAUGAUUAAGAAUUGUACGGUCCAGUUUUUGAGAAAAAUCUGAAAAAACUGUUUUGGCCUAGUAGCCGCGGGACCAGGGACUAGAAACCUCCGCGAGACCCCAAAGAGAAAUCACUGUGGCCAGGUAGGCAGACGUGUGUGUGUGUGUGUGUGAAUCCCGAUGAAAUGCGCAUUCCUGCCGUCCCUCCCGAUCACUUCUCCCCUUUUCUCUUUUAUCUCUCCUCGCCCGUUCGUCACAAUCCGUUGCUCCACCGAUUCAUCUUAAUUCUGUUCGUCUGCGCCCUCUUCUAUCGCCGUGCUCUUUUUCUCCAUGCUGCCUUCCAGCAAAACGGUUAGUCGAGUGAUCGAGCUGGGCGGGGCGACGCCGUACAGGCGCGGCACAGCCCCCGGACCCGCUUCAUCCGUGCAGCAGCAACAGAAGCUGGUGUCCGCCAAGUCGAGUGCAUCGCUCGUCUCCCGGGCCUCUACCAACUCGUCGUCCACCGCCAACCGGAACAUGAUACAGUGAGUUAUUUCGAAAGGCUUUCACCUAGAUUACUUCUUCACCGUUUAUGGCACCCUUGGGCUCGCUAAAAUCGGAAAGAGUCCUUUCUUUUCACUUCUUCACUUUUCCCUCCCGGAUCUUGUCCGUCAGAACGGACGACAACCCGCUAUUAUAGAUGUCAAAACUGAAAGCUCUCAAUUAUUGUUUCGUUCGAGCCGGCCAAAGUAAAAAGUGAAAAGGCCAUCCGGUUUCGAAGAAAAAAUCCGGAAUUUCCUCCGCCUUCUUUAACAUUCUGGUCAUAUCCGGAAAGAAAUGUGACGUUCUGACUACAAGAAUGAGUGUAUUUCCGAUGGGUCGGGGGCUCAAAGCUCAGAACGGCACAAGUUUCGAUGUCAUCUUGACCACACGUACUCUCGGAAUCUUCGUUGUCAUUCUCUUGUUGCUUGUCACCUUCUCAUGUUUCGCAUGCACCUUCUUCUUCCCCUCCCUUCCACUUUCUGUCCUUCUUUCUCGCCAUUCGUCCUUCCGUUCCCAUUCCGGCUCUUUUUCCCCGAAAAAGUCGUACUCCGUCGUUCCAUCCAACAAACAAGAUACUCCAUCAAAAUCAAAAAAUAUAUUUACUUGAACGAAGCGCUUCUCCGUCCAAUUAAUUGAGAACGGUGGCCCAUUCCGAAAAGAAAAUGGGCUCAAAACAUGAUGAAUUAUAAAUGAGCUAUUUGGAAAUGGGAAACGGGUGCUGACGUGGCAGGGCACGAGACGGCUCCGUCGUUAUUCAAAUGAGUUGGGUCGUCUUCCAAUGAACUUUCCUCCUCGGAAUACUUUGUUUAUUCCAUUUUCGCUCGUUUCUCUUCUCAAAGACCUUAUAAACAUUGUCGGCUUUCCCGAUCAAUUCCCAAAUUGCUUCUCCGGAAUUAGUCUUUUAUUAUUUACUGAGAACAGAAAAAUUAGGGACAAAUAAAAGGGAAGAUUAAUUUUCGAAAGAAGAAUGAGGAUCAUAGGCAAUAACUGGGACUGUGAAUACGGAAAAAAAUGAGUGAAUUUAUGUUCGAAUCGGACAAGAAUUGAGGUAUCACAGCGUUGGGAAACAAAGAAACAACCCUUGCUCUCCGUUGCUUGGCACUAAAGUGUGCCGGUGCCGGCCAAUGUCAUCCCCAACAAAUGCUCCGGCCCGCAUGAAUCUCACGUUCUCCGAUCUACGCGACUAUCCUCCUCUUCUCCCUCUAUUUUUAACCCCACUGACAACUGUGUCGUGCUUCGGCGGCCGAGGUCGAAAAUCCGGUUUGGACCAAAGCACACGGAGCCCCCGUCGCGGCGUCCGAUGGCUACGUGAGGUGCACUUUAUUGUAAGGAAACCAGGAAGAGAAGAUGGGCGACGAGCAGCCGCUUUUUGAAGAUCACACGGCGGAGCGGAGACCGAAAGAUAGGGUUUAUGGGAUUCGGAGUAUCAAUGGAACGACUAAGAAGAGGCGACUGAUCAGAAAUCGCUAUCAGGAAAAUGAUCAUUCUGGAGUGGGAAGACUGUGGGAUUCGCAACCGAGACCAUACUGAACUUUCUUCAUCUUGUUCUUCUCCUUGUUCUCGUAACCUUACAUCUAGUUCGAACGGACAAAUCGGUUCACUUCAGUCUCUUUUCAAUGUUCUAACCUCGACUAACUUUCUCAAUCCUUCCAAUUUGGAGUGCUCCACACUUUGCGGAUAAUUAGCUUGUUUUACGAUCGUAAUGUCCAUUACCCGCACCCACAGACUGAGCCCCCUCAAAUGGCUUUUACCGUACUCUCUCAAAUGCUUUCCGAUUACUCUUGGUAAUCAUGCGAUUCCACGAGGCCGCCCUGAGGAGAGCAGUCGACAGAAUGAGUCGUAACUUUUAUAUCCUUUCUUCCUAUCCGUCCCAUGCUUGCUUGAGCACGGGCGCCACUCCGGCUCCUCUGUCUCGACUCCGCCCAUUUACUCUCUUACUGUCAUCGCCGCACCGCCAUCGCCCACUCGACUCAUUCUCUCUUGUGGCGUCUUGGUCCCAGACUCAUCACUCCACUAACCUUUGUGUUCGGUCCUUUUUUGUGUCUUUGUCUUCUUUCCCCUUUGAUCUGCGUUGUUAGGAGUAAGCAGAAGCAGUCUCUCUCUCUCUAGAUACUCGGUCCUGUAUGGCACUACUGAUUGCACCAACGGUAGCCGCGUAAGUUCAUCACAUCCUGGGGACGACCGCACUUUCUCUUCAGCAUGUCAUUCGUUGCACUUUCAGGCAAAUCGCAUCCGGGAGCACUUCGAUGGCUGCCGUGUCGGGAUGCGAACGGGAAAACUCGGUCGAUAACCAACCGGACCGGGCUAGUAUCGAUGAUCGGUCUAGCAACAAGUGAGUAGCGAACUCUCCCGGGUCUAGCACACAAAUGCACUCAUUCCCACUUCUCCGGCUUCUUCGGAAGACACACGCGUCCUAAGAAAAGUGCAGCUAUGUCUGUCGGCCCUACAGAAUGUUUAAGACGAUGAGAAUAAUGGGUGAUUUUCAGGAUGUUCGACGAAGAUGUGGAGAGCAGAAUGAUUCCGUUGGAGCGUCCCAGUCACAAAGGAAGCAUCAGGGACAACACUCCGGACUCGAUCCUUAGGCUGAACAUCGGAGGAAGCAGUUAUCGGAUCCGCACUCGCUCCAUCAUCAAAUUCGGUCCCAAAACACUUCUUGGUGCGAACUGAAUUCCUCAUGGUUCUGACUCGAAUUAUUGCGUUCAGGUCGUUUCUGCCGCAUGAACCACGAGCACCGUCGCCAGUGGGCCGACUGGUACUUCGAGGACCAAGACGAGUAUUUCUUCGAAAGAGUUCCCAGGUAAGAAGAGCUGUGAAUGUGUCUGGAAGCUGUAGUUUGGUGUCAUCCGUCUUGUUCCGUCAGUUGUCUUACAUGACCGGCAGCUGUUGUCCAUGAGCGGCAUCCCAUUAAUCAGAGAAGAGAGCAACGAGCGACACAGAAAACACGACUGCAAUCGAACCGAUUUCAGAUACUUUGACCCAAUUUACGACUUCUAUGCCACCGGAAAACUUCAUGUGCCCAAGGAUCUCUGCUUCGACAAAUUCAUGGCCGAACUCCGUUUCUGGGCAGUUUCAAAGUCUCGAAUGGAUGAAUGCUGCUCUCCGUUCACACAGUACUGCGUCACAAUGGGAGGAGAUCCCAAGUACACGGUAGGCACUUGUUAUACAGAACAAAAAACAUAGGAAUGAGAACAAAACACACAAUUAUAACUUUUAGGAUGAGGCUGUUGAGCUGCAGAAGGUAAACCUUGAAACUUUUCGAAAUUUUUUUGCAUUUAAAAUUGACUACCAGCAAGCAGACGCUAACUUAUUUUAAGCUUUCAUACCUUACCAGCAACCCAUUCAUAACCAACCAACCCCCAACUCUAUCAGCCUUUUCCCACACGAACUUUUGGUUUUCAGGAGAAAGAUCACUUCAUAGGAGUCCGUUGCGCGAAUAUCCGUCGGCGGCUCUGGCUGAUUCUGGAGGGACAUUCUCAGAGCAAGUGGUGGAAGGUUAGUACUCCGAGAGGUUGCCCUCUGAUCCGAAUGUUGCAGGCGUUCGAAGUCAUCUCCACUGCGUUCGUCGUUCUCUCGAUUUCCGCACUCAUUCUCGGCUCGAUUCCCGAGUUCCAAGUCCCUCAGAAAAGCGAAGACGGCCAGUUGGUCUACGCAACUGCCACGUAUCCAACAUAUCCGAAUGGGGGCGGAAUGACCGUCGAAAGCCGCACAGUCGUCAGAGAAGGAUCCGAUAAUUCGGUAGGUUUGAGGGAAAAACUCGUUAAUAUUGAUUGCCUUCGAUGAUCAGAGAGGUUUGAAUUCAGAUGUAAUGUUUUCAGACUAUCAUUGAAGAUCCUACUCCGAGAAAGAACGUAAAGGUAGUAGCAAAUCUGUGUCGGAUUCUUUGGAAACUAUGUCAUUUAAUCACUAACAUUUUCCUACUUCUUCUCUGUGAUAAACUGCUCAACGGCAGUUUGAACUCGAGUUGCUCAAACUGAAAGUUACCAUUUUUCAGGUGGAAAUGACCGAACACCCGGUGUUCACUUGGGUUGAAAACGUCUGUGUCGUCUACUUUUCCAUUGAAUACGCUCUUCGUUUUAUCGUCUCUCCCAGAAAGGUGAAAAAAGUACUCUCUCAUCUUCAUUCAUCUUCAUCUUUUUCAGUUGGCGUUCGCCCGCCAGAUCCUCAACGUCAUUGAUCUCCUUUCGAUUGCUCCGUUCUAUUUCGAACUCCUCCUCUGGAUCUGCGGAAUCAGUGGGGAAAACGUGCGAAAAGUCCGAUGGGCGUUCCUGACUGUUCGUCUUCUUCGUGUCCUUCGUGUCAUCAGAAUUGCCAAACUCGGAAGAUUCUCCCCUGGUAACUGAGAAUUGGGGUGAACGUUCGCAUUUCGAAUGUUCAGGUCUCGCCAACUUCGCCUUGACUAUCCGCAAAUCGAAGAAGCAGAUGCAGAUGGUCGGAAUCGUCAUGAUGACCGUGGUUAUCUUCUUCUCGACCCUCAUCUAUUUCCUCGAGCGCGACGAGCCGGGGACCAAGUUCAGCAGUAUUCCAGCGACCUUCUGGUGGUACGAACAAUCACUUUUUUCUUCCCUUCUCAAUGCUCUUUUGCAGGUGUGUCGUCACAAUGGCCACAGUCGGAUACGGUGACCUUGUGCCGGUGACAGUUGCCGGAAAGCUCGUGGGCAGUGGAGCCAUCGUCUGUGGAGUCAUGGUCCUCGCACUUCCCAUCACUAUCAUGGUAUACUCGGAAAUCUUCGUACUACUUUUCCACCCCGUUCCGUGUUUCAGGUCAACAAUUUCAUGCAAGUUGUAAAGCUUCGCGAGGAGCAGAUUGUCAAGAAGUAUGCUCAGCAGCACGGCGACCAAGUCUAG